GGCCGGGCCGGGCCGGGCCAUGGGCUCUGUGGGUCGUUCAGGGAGCUAUGUUCCCGCCGGGCUGCGCUGCAGCGGGAGCCGCCAGCAAACGGUGCCCUCCCUGCUGGUCCAGCCCCGCGCGGGCGGUUUGAAACCACGCAGCGCCAGGGGCCGCCUGCGGCUUCCCCGGGUGUCGCCCGGCGUCGGUGCCAGAGUUCCUUGGGUUUGUAGGGCUGGGAGUUUAGAGCUAGAGAAACCACGGCUAAGCGAGGAAUAGGGGAGCAGCGAGAGCUCCGUUAAUUUGGAAAUGACUCGUUAGGGCUUUUUCUGCUUACAAUUUGAGUAUAGAAUCAUAGGAUCAUCGAGUGGUUUGGGUCGGAAGGGACCUUAAAGCCCGUCCAGCCCUCACCCCCCACCUCUCCCGCUGGAUGAGAGUGCUCAGAGACUGAUCCAGCCUGGCCUUGAACACCUCUAGGGAUGGGGCAGCCACCACUUCUCUGCGCAACCUGUGCCAGUGCCUCACCACCCUCGUAGGAAAACAUUUCUUCCCAAGAGCUGAUCUAAAUCUGCCCUCUUUCUGCUUAAAGACGUUUCCCCUUGUCCUAUCCCUGUACUCCAUGGAGGGAGUGAGAGUGGGAUAUGGGAAGAGUUAAAACAGAACAAAGAUUUGUUUGGAUAGAAGAGCAUCACCUCAUGCUACUUCAACAGAUUUCAACUUUUUUUUCUAGGUUUUGAUCUCAGGCAGUUGUUAAACAGAGAAGGACAGAGGUUUAGACUUUGUGUGAGAAAGGUGCUAGGUUGCUAUGUCAGACCAUCACAUGGGAGCAGAGGAACCAACUAACUUCCAUCCUGCAAUUUUUGAGAAGGAUAGAUUUCUGGAGAACAUACAAACGUGUUUAUUGACAGAAACUGAGCUGGGACCAUCUAAAGAGUCUUACAUACACAGUAAUGCAUUUGACAAGCUAAAAGAGUACGUUACUGCAUACAAGAAUAUCCUGACUUCAGUCAAGCAGGAAUAUGAGGCCUUUAUUGCCAGAAUCAAGCAUGGCCAAGGGAAUGCAUUUUUUCAUAAUGGGAGAUUAAAAGCUCUGGAAUCUAAGCCCACAACUCUGUUAUACUACAGGAGAAGAGCAGUGGAGCUUCAAGACAAAAUAAAAGCUGCUCAGAAGAAUUCUGCAAAAAUUAAAAAUGUAAUAUCAGAAAUAUGUAAUGUAAGAAUGGUACCCUCUGAAAUCUUUGGCAUCCCAGGGAAAACGGCACAUCCUCUUAUGCCCAUCCCAGGCCUAAGUCUAGAAGAAUCGCUCAGCUUGGAUUCUCUUUCUAAACAUCUUGCUCAGUUAGACAGACGGGUGCAUGAGCUGAAAAAAGAACGAGGAAAAAAAUAUAUCCCUUGGCAGAAGACUAAGCUAGAACAAGAACUCCAGCACUUACUGGCCUUACGAGAUACAGCUAAAGCAAAAAGGGAGAAGCUGAAGCUCAGAUAUGCUAGAAUUUUGUUAGUUGCAAAUGCUAUUUCUGCCUGGGCAAAACCAGAAAAGAUUGUCACUCUGCAAGGUCUCUUGUCUCGGAUAAUGAAGAAUAAAAAAGAUGAAAGAGCUCUUGAUGUCCCUAGUGAAACGCCUGAAGAUUCACUUGAAUAUUUUUUCCGUGAAUUACUUUCAAGUGGUCAAUUUGAUGCUGCAGCAACUUCUGCAGUAAACUCUCCUAGGAAAUUCCCUGGUGCUCAGCCAAUGACUUCUGUUUCUAUCCCUUUAGCUGUUAGCUGCCUUAAAGGAAGAAAUCUCCCUUUGCUGAAAUAUUUUGAACUGAUAAACUCAAGUGCUGCAGCUGGACACCUUCCAAAUUCAGCCAUAACUCUGGAAAUAAUCAAAUGCCGUUUGUCUGAAAAGGAAUUAAAUCUGGUAACACAUUGGACUCAGAGGCACCUAUUGAACAUGCUUGAGAUUCCUGCUCUGCUGUGGGAAAGACCAAAGCACAGUGAUAAACUGCGCCUGCGAAGUCCCUGGUACACAGGCGAAAACAGCAGGUUAACCUUUUCUGAGGCAGUGGGAGAUGUUAGUUAUGACUAUGGAAUGGAAUCAAGCAACAAGUCAAAAUGCCUGGCUUCGGCUCAGGUCGCCUGCAGUCAGCCUGGUGCACACAGGAAGGUUGCUGUGUGCCUAUGUAAACAUGGCCAACUUCCAUGAGCAAUGCAUCAUACUCAGCAACUGGAGCACUUUUCUUUAGGAUUUCCUGCUACAACAUCUCUCUUGCUGAAAUCUUUCCCAAUACAGAAAGAAACUACUGAUUCAGAUCUGUCUUUCAAAUCCAAGCAAAUCCAAAACAUCUUCAAGAGAAGCCAACUAACCAAGAAUG
Molecule: messenger RNA, 2334 nt
Organism: Cuculus canorus (common cuckoo)
Lineage: Eukaryota; Metazoa; Chordata; Aves; Cuculiformes; Cuculidae
Gene: CLHC1
Product: clathrin heavy chain linker domain containing 1
Source: RefSeq, a predicted model, not a curated record